This is a messenger RNA of Apiotrichum porosum, 1425 nucleotides long. RefSeq lists its product as uncharacterized. Bases 1 to 1425 code for a protein of 474 amino acids. The transcript is spliced from 4 exons. The record is from RefSeq and is a predicted model, not a curated record. Lineage: Eukaryota; Fungi; Basidiomycota; Tremellomycetes; Trichosporonales; Trichosporonaceae.
AUGUUACCAUCCAAAAUGCGCGCAAUGGCAGCUCGUAUAACGAGCUAUCCUCGGUACACUGGUGCGGCUUACGCUUCUGCACCUGUCGCGACCCGCAAAGCUCUCGCGAACAUCCGGGCCCCGGACCAGUCGCGAGCUCCCCCACACCCGCCGCGUCCACCUGUCCCUCCACCUCCGAGCGGUUUUACGCGUACACUGCAUGCAGCCCCAGCGGCAUACCCUAGGGAGUUUGCCGAAUCAACAGGAUCGUUGGAACGCUCCUCGCAUCCGUUCCGCUCGUCUGCGCCGCCUGCUACGGAGAGCAAGGAGGAGCGAAACGCCCGGAUCGCUUCUGAAAAGGACGUCUGCGUGGGCCGGCGCCUGGGGGCCAACCCAAGGCAGUCCGCAAGCUCGUCAGAGCCCGCACAGUGGGUGGUGGCCGAGCGCUGGAGGAGAGAUGUCCCCAGCGGAGAUGGCGUCACCCUCGUCCUCACGCAUGCUUGUGGACUGGACAAGUCGCACUGGGACCCUGUCGUUCGCUCGCUGCUUGCACGAGACCCAAAGGCUCCAGGAGGACAGUAUGGAUCUGGAGAUGCACUUUCAAAACCGACCAACGUCGUGAUCAACGACGUGUGGCUCCUUGAUGAUGUCCAGCACGGGGCAUCCGUCGACGUAAAUGCUGGUCGCCUGGGCACGUCGUAUUCGUGGAUCGAUAUUGGUCGCGAUAUUAUCAACUUGGUCGAAAACGUUCUGCCAAGUGUCAAAGACGACCCUCAAGCGCCAUGGCAGUUGCAAUGGGAAGAAGCAGGAAAGGGCACGCCUCCCAUGGUCAUUCUCGUUGGCCACUCGUACGGCGGCUCUGGCGUCGUCCACGCAGCACACGCACGACCGGACCUAUUCCACUCCGUCUUCCUCGCCGAGCCGAUGGUCACUCCAUCUCUUGUCAAUGACCCUAAGAAGGGGUACCCCCUGACGAUGGGUGCGCUGAAGCGUCGGUCCGAAUGGCCGUCGCGCGAAGCGGCGAGUGCGGCCAACCGCUCUAAUCCCAUGUUUAAAACUUGGAAUGAGGACACGUUCAAGCUUUGGCUUGAUCACAGUCUUGUGCCCGUCGACCCUGCAAAGCCCGAUGGUGCCGUGACACUGGCCACCCCCACUUGGGCUGAGGCAUCGACCUUCUCUGAGCCAUAUGGGCCCCCCGCAGGAUGGUCCAAGCUUCCUGAACUGCAGAUACCGACCGGAUUCUUCAUGGCAGGCGACCCCGCAUGGAUGGGGGGAGAAACGGUUGCCAACGAAAUGGUCUGGAGACCUCCACGCGCCCGCAACGAGCGGCUCAUGGACUCGAGCCAUUUGAUGGUGCAAGAGAAGCCCACUGAGACCGCCGAUGCCAUCUGGAGGUUCCUCACGACUUUGGACGCAGGCGAGUGGGACCAGCCCCGAAGGGAUUAG